CUGAAAUUUGAGCUUGCUAGAGAGUAAAUAUGGCACUGAACAAAAUGAGCUCCAUUCUCAUGGUGAUGUCUGUAGUGCUGCUGGGAACAGCCUCACUUGCCACAGCCGCAUCUGGCGUCGCCACGUUCUACACUGAAUACACUCCGUCGGCGUGCUACGGGAACGCGAACAUGAGCAACAUGGUCGCGGCGGCGAGCGACUCGUUCUGGAACAACGGCGCCGUGUGCGGGCGGUGCUACCGGGUGCGGUGCACCGGAGCGGCGUACGGCGGGUCCGGCAACCCGUGCACCGGCAACAGCGUGACCGUUAAGAUCGUGGACGAGUGCGCGAGCAGCGACGGGUGCCAGAGCACCAUCGACCUCUCCAAGCAGGCCUUCGCCAAGAUCGCCAGCGUCGACGCCGGCGAGGUCAAGGUCACCUUCAACCCCACGAACUGUCCAUAGGGUUUUAUGACGUCCACUUUCGAAGACAAGAUGAGAAGGAUAAUGUAGCAAAUAAGAUCCUGCAUAUGUGCAAUGCAUACAAGCAUGUG
Messenger RNA from Phragmites australis (common reed), 532 nucleotides. Its product is annotated as EG45-like domain containing protein. The transcript is spliced from 3 exons. The record is from RefSeq and is a predicted model, not a curated record. Lineage: Eukaryota; Viridiplantae; Streptophyta; Magnoliopsida; Poales; Poaceae. Gene Ontology annotation, cellular component: apoplast; cell wall. Bases 30 to 443 code for a protein of 137 amino acids. Gene Ontology annotation, biological process: systemic acquired resistance.